This is a messenger RNA of Encephalitozoon hellem ATCC 50504, 267 nucleotides long. RefSeq lists its product as uncharacterized. The transcript has a single exon. The coding region runs from base 1 to 267 and encodes 88 amino acids. The record is from RefSeq and is a predicted model, not a curated record. Lineage: Eukaryota; Fungi; Microsporidia; Unikaryonidae.
AUGUCAGCUCUAGUUGAUGAAGAAAAGAGAAGAAUGCUGAUAGCACAGAUAGAGAGAACGGCAGAGGAGAUCAGAAAAGGGCAAAAGAACGUAUUUUGCAUAGGCCGUGACCAUACCCACCUUUUUGGUUUGAGGACCCCUGGCGUGUACCCGAAGUUUUCAAGCGGCUCAAGGAUGGGGCUCGUAUCCAUCUGGUUCCUGGUUGUAAUUUUCCUGGUGUCCUCCACACUCCUUCUGAUCUUCAUGAAGGAAUGCGGUGUUGUUUAA